AUGGAAUAUGUACACGAAUACGCCAGGGGUGACCGUCACCUGCAUCGCGAGAUGCGCGAGAAGGUUCCCAUGCGCGACACAUUCUUUGGCCUGAAGAGCGAGCCUCAAAGGCCAAGUUCAGUAGCAACCGAGUUCAUGGAUAUGGAAUGGGACGAUGAAGUGCUCAGCGAACUUGAAGACAACUCUCCGCGUAUAAGUGUCAACUCGUCGAGUGGUCAACCCAGUAUUACUACUCUUUCGUCUUACGAUGAAAUCCCAACACCGAGGUCAAGCCAGGGUCGGGUGGCGUACCCCGAUAUCCAGUCACUAAACAAGCCGAUCGAGGGACCGUCGGGACCGCAUCUGUUUCGCUCUUCUGCGGAGAGCUAUUUCGACGAGGCCAUCUUGACUCUGUCUCCUGUCACUCCAAAGACAGCACGACCAUUUGACGACUUCAAAUACACGAAGCUGCCGCCACCGCCGGUACCAAGACAACAAAAUGGUCCUUUUCAAUUUACCUAUGAAGAGUUUCAGUCGAGAGAGCUUGUCUCGUGGACCCCUGAGAUGGUGGCGCAGUCGAUGCUUAAUGCUGGCAUUGAGCUCUCAGUCGCUGGCCGUUUCGUGGAAAACGACAUCAACGGACCCAUCCUCAUCACUUUAAAGUUUGAGGAUCUUAAGGAGUUGGACAUCCCGUCAUUUGGCAUGAGGACAAGAGUGUGGAACCAAAUCCAGCUUCUGCGCGACAGCAGGCCGAGCUCUCCUCGCGCUCCGACGCCCAUUCAAGAUGAACCGAGUCGCGAAGUCAAGAAGGAGGCCCGCGAGAUCAGGACGGCAGAGCGUCAGACAGACGAGUGCAGCCUCAAGCCAAGAAAGAGCAGCAGGAGGAGGCAAAAGAAGGCGUCCCACGACGACAUCAUCACCCCCAUGGAGUCUGUGUCGAUUGUCGGCAUCGAGCAAGUGGUUCCCAAGCCUCAUCACUGCCCGAAAGGAGAGGACUGCUCCCGUUUCAAAAAACAGCAACGUCUCAUCGCGGCGUUCAGAAAAGAGCAUCCCUUCGUCGAUAUGGAGAAGGAGACGGUGGUCAUCACUGGCAACCCCGGCAACCCAGAGACCGCCAGAGCUUUGACUCCCAAGGAGAUUCUUCGACCCAUCUCAGACUCGGGCCCGUCAGUCGUCGCAUCUUCUGACGUCCUGGGUCCCGGCAACGCCACACCGUUGCAGUACCUGCAGGAGGCCACUCUGCGAAACGUCACCUCAAGGGAUCCUCAGGAUAACGUCCGUCAGUUCCUUGAUUUCCAGAGACGCCAGAGCAACAGCGUCCCUCCUACUCCUCCCUUUGAGAUGGGCGCUCCUGCUAUGAAGCCUCAGCCUGAUGGUCUUCGCAAGCUGCCGAAGCUGUCCAUCCCGGGCAAGCAGGCUCCUGUCCGUCCCAGCAACCUCAGGGCAUCCACGGUGCCGCCCGUCACUCAGCCAAUCGACAGAGUGAUGUCUCCUCAGCAGCAGCAACAAAGCUUUGUCCCGUAUGUCAUGGACCGAGCUGAAGCCAUGUCGCCAGACUUGCAGAGCCCCGUCAACCCUUACCGUUUUGGUACGCCCUUCUCCGAGAUGGACGUCCCCGUCACUGCCAUCCCUAUGGACCGUGUCGCUCGCGACAUCUCCCAGUCCGUUCCCCCUGAGAUGAACUACCGCGCAGGCACGCAGAAGCAGCAGCCCCUCGUCCGCACGCAGUCGCGCGCCUCUGCCCGCCGUCCCUCGUUCCCUGUCCUACCUGCCCUCGACGAGAACAAUGCUACUCCUGUCGCUCGUACUUCUCCCAGGCACUCUUCUCCUCGUUCUCCCCGUUCAUCCACCCGCACUCAGCCUCUUCAAGCUCCUCCCCGCGUCAACUACCCCUGGUCGCCCGUUGAGCGUACCCACCCCUUUGAGCAAGCCAUCCCGCCCAUCUCUCACCUUGCGGGCGCCAUUCCUGUCAAGCAAGCCGUCGAGGAGGCUCAACGUGACGGUGUCACCUUCCAGGGUCCCAUGAAGAAGCGCAAGACAAAGAUGCUUCGUCACGAAUGGAACGAUACCUUCUGCACCCUCAAGGGUACCCGUUUGGCCGUUCACAAGGACGAGCGCACCGUCGACCGCACUCUUGAGUACGUCGACAUUGACGACUACGCCAUUGCGUGCUCCAGCCUGGCUUCGCAGAGCAAGCUCUCCGCCGCCUUCCGCGCAGUACACUUCUCCUCUCACUCGCGCGAGAAGAGCGACCCCGUCGCUGCCUUCAGCUUCCAGCUUAUCCCCCAAGACAAGAACGCCGCCAAGCUGCGUAAGCGCGAGAGCGCCCUGAACGGGUUCACCCACCACCACUCCAACUCGACCUCGUCUGUCCCUGCCGAGGGUGCCAACGGCACUGGUAAGACUCACCACUUCGCCGUCAAGAGCCGUGACGAGCGCAUCGACUGGAUGCGCGAGUUGAUGCUUGCCAAGGCCAUGAGACAGAAGGGUGAUGGUUUCGAGGUCAGCGUCAACGGCAACAUGAUCUAA
Molecule: messenger RNA, 2508 nt
Organism: Colletotrichum chrysophilum
Lineage: Eukaryota; Fungi; Ascomycota; Sordariomycetes; Glomerellales; Glomerellaceae
Exons: 3
Coding region: 1-2508 (835 amino acids)
Molecular function (GO): protein binding
Source: RefSeq, a predicted model, not a curated record